CGUGUCUGUGUGCUUUGAUCGAGUAAAAACCUAUCCCUUGAUCGAACUUUCUUCUCGAGCCCUAGACAUGUCGCUGAAUCCUAACACCAGAACGGAGGUCCGCCGGAAUCAGUACAAGGUUGCGGUGGAUGCAGAGGACGGACGACGGAGGAGAGAAGCAAACAUGGUUGAGGUUCGUAAAAUCAAGCGAGAGGAGAGUCUGAUGAAGAAAAGGCGUGAAGUUCUUAAUGACUUAUCGGGUUUGGUCGAUACGAAGUUGGAAAGUUUGUCGGAUAUGGUCGCUGGGGUUUGGUCGGAUGAUCUUGCCUUGCAGCUCAAGUCAACUACUCAUAUCAGGAAGCUUCUAUCUAGGGCGAGAGAUCCUCCAGUCGACGAAGUAAUAGAUUCUGGUGUUGUUCCUCGGUUCGUUGAGUUUCUUAAGAACGAAGAUAACCCUAAUAUUCAGUAUGAGGCAGCUUGGGCUCUAACAAACAUUGCAUCAGGAACAUCGAAUCAUACAAAGGUUGUAGUAGAUCACAAUGCUGUUCCAAUCUUUGUCCAUCUUCUUGCUUCUUCCCCAAGCGAUAAUAUCCGAGAACAGGCGGUAUGGGCAUUAGGUAACGUUGCUGGUGAUUCAUCGCAAUUCCGUGAUUAUGUUCUUAGAUGUGGAGCACUUGUUCCGCUUCUCAAUCAGCUUAAUGAGAAUACUAAAUUGUCUAUGCUUAGACAUGUCACAUGGACCUUGUCAAACUUGUGUCGUGAUGGCCAGGUGAAUCCCGCGGCGGUUCAAGCCCUUGAACGAUUAAUUCAUUCUACUGAUGAAGAGGUCUUGGCAGAUGCUUGUUGGGCACUCAAAUCCCUCUCUGGUAGGACCAAUGACAAAAUCCAGAAUGUCAUCGAGGCCGGUGUUGUACCAAGACUUGUUGAACUUCUCCUCCAUCCUUCUAUAUCUGUGGUAAUUCCUGCGCUUCGCACCGUUGGAAAUAUAGUUACUGGAGAUGAUCUACAAACGCAGUGUGUGAUCGAUAGUGGUGCUUUACCUUGUUUUGUCAACCUUCUAACUCAGAACUAUAAGAAAAAUAUUAAGAAGGAAGCUUGUUGGACGAUUUCAAACAUCACUUCAGGAACACAAGAACAGAUCCAGAUGGUAAUAGAGGCUAAUUUGAUUGCCCCCUUGGUUAAUCUGCUUCGUUAUGCUGAAUUCGACAUCAAGAAAGAAGCUGCAUGGGCAAUUUCCAAUGUAGCUUUAAAUGGUUCUCAUGAUCAAAUCAAAUACCUUGUGGAGCAAGGAUGCAUUAAACCGUUAUGCGAUAUUUUGUUAUGUCCAGAUACAAAAAUCAUAAUUGUCUGCUUGAAAGCAUUGGAAAACAUCUUGAAGGUGGGAGAGGCAGAGAAGAACUUGGGUAAUACAUGGGACAUGAACUAUUACACGCUGCUGAUUGAUGAUGCAGGAGGGCUAGAAAAUAUGGAGGAACUACAGAACCAUGACAACAGUGAGAUCUAUGAGAAGGCUGUAAGAAUUAUGGAGACAUACUGGGUUGAAGUGGAAGAUGAGGAGACACAACAACCUCUAGGUGUAGAUGGUUCUCAGGCCGGGUUUCAGUUCGGUGGGAAUCAAGCUUCGGUUCCUUCUGGGGGAUUCAACUUCAGCUGAAGGAAUGGUAAUGGAAGCUUGCAGCUUGAGAAUGGUGAAAGGUCAGAGUCAGUUAGAGUCUAGCUUCCUUUGUCUGAUCUUAGAAGUGUUCGGUUUCAUUGUCCAUGGCUUUUUUUUUUUUUUCUUUGUAAUUACCGGUCCUGAGUCUACUU
This is a messenger RNA of Arabidopsis arenosa, 1785 nucleotides long. NCBI's taxonomy places the organism in Eukaryota, Viridiplantae, Streptophyta, Magnoliopsida, Brassicales, Brassicaceae. The record is from the annotation of a GenBank genome assembly.